Molecule: messenger RNA, 285 nt
Organism: Lottia gigantea (owl limpet)
Lineage: Eukaryota; Metazoa; Mollusca; Gastropoda; Lottiidae
Exons: 2
Coding region: 1-285 (94 amino acids)
Biological process (GO): protein K63-linked deubiquitination
Cellular component (GO): membrane; endosome
Molecular function (GO): K63-linked deubiquitinase activity
Source: RefSeq, a predicted model, not a curated record
AUGUCAGUUGUGUCUCAAGUGACUGAUCCUGCUGCCAGGUUAAAGUUACUGUGUGAUUAUGGUUCACAAGUUGAGGUGGAUUAUUCUCUACCAACUAAACUCUACUACAGAUCUGGGAGGGAGUUGAUUAGAAUGGCCACAGUGUAUCUGGAUGAAGCAAAUUUAGAAAGUGCUUUUAUUCUUUAUUCUAAGUAUAUUACACUUUUUGUAGAAAGACUUCCAAGUCACCCAGAGUAUAAAUCUGUUCACCCUACAGAACUAGCAGAAAUCAAAAAGGUAAAUUAA